Cryptococcus wingfieldii CBS 7118 is the source of this 741-nucleotide messenger RNA. RefSeq lists its product as hypothetical. Bases 1 to 741 code for a protein of 246 amino acids. NCBI's taxonomy places the organism in Eukaryota, Fungi, Basidiomycota, Tremellomycetes, Tremellales, Cryptococcaceae. The transcript has 3 exons. The record is from RefSeq and is a predicted model, not a curated record.
AUGGCCCCGACCCAUCUCCCCCCGCCCCUCAGCCCUACUCCCUCUCUCUAUGCUGCCGCGGAGAACGGCACCUCAACUUCCACCGGCCCCCUUUCCCCCGGCUUACGACGGACGCCAUCCCCUUCCCCGACGCGUUCACGUUUCGGGCAUGAAGACGGCAGGGGCGGCGAGCAUGGGAUACAUAUGGAACGGUCCUCGUCUGGCAUGAACCGAGGAGGACGCGGGGAAGCGUUUGGGUGGAGUGUCUUGACGCCGCAGAGGAUCGGGAGGGCAAUCGGGGCGAGAUUCAUGAGGGCUGUCAAGAGAGGGAAUCUGCCUUUCCUUAUCGUCUUCUUUUCGUGUACGAUUGUCUUCUUUUCAGCACUCGCGGGCAUAGGGUAUGUCGAACCUGCCCCAUCCGACGCAUUGGAUAUCGUCGCAGCAGCACCCUCGUCAGGAGCAGAAGUACCCGAAUAUAAAUUCGGCGGGCCCGUAUUUGACCCUGUAAACGACCGGCAACGAUUAGAGAGGAAGAUGGCUGAGCAGAGAGCUCUGGAGGAAGCUUGGGCGAGGAAGAAGAGGCCAAAGGAUGGCGCGUGGAUGAGAAAGCAAAGAGACGACAAGGCGGUCAGACGCGUUCCUGCACCAACAUUAACAAAGGCCGCAGAGGCGCUUGAGACGCUCGUUGCAGAGAUUGCGGAUACAGGGGUUGAUGGGGCUGAGGGAAUUGACCUUAGAAAAGAAGAGGCGAAGAAGGCCUGA